Messenger RNA from Juglans microcarpa x Juglans regia, 1722 nucleotides. RefSeq lists its product as uncharacterized. The record is from RefSeq and is a predicted model, not a curated record. The coding region runs from base 222 to 1496 and encodes 424 amino acids. Gene Ontology annotation, biological process: protein localization to plasma membrane; phosphatidylinositol phosphate biosynthetic process. Gene Ontology annotation, cellular component: plasma membrane. Lineage: Eukaryota; Viridiplantae; Streptophyta; Magnoliopsida; Fagales; Juglandaceae. The transcript has 2 exons.
AAAUUUCGUGCGUGUCUAAGAAUCUUCGGUGCUUAGACAGAGAGAGUAGACUUUGGAGCGAGACAGAAAAGAGGCUGCAUAUAUAUUACUGUAUCGUGGCGAUCCGUACGGGGUAGAACCCUUGCCUUUCCUCCUCUCCCAAUUUGCGACAAAGCAGAGGCAGAGGGCGGGAGGAGCUCCAAUUAUACCAGCCCUCUUCGACUCUCUCACGCGCGCACAGCAUGGAUUUCCGCCUCAACCAUGCUAUUAACUCCCCCUCAUCCUCCUCCUCCUCCUCCUCCUCCUCCACCCCCAAUCCCCCAAUUACUACCACCACCAUCGCCGCCUUAACCACCACUGCCAGAGCCGCCGAUUCUGACCCCAUGCAGUCCUGGUGGGAGUCCGUCUCCAGAGCCCGCUCCCGCAUCCACGCCCUCUCCUCCAUCCUCUCCGAUUCUUCCCCAAUCUCUUCCCUCGCCGACUCCGACCGCCCCGCCCUCUCCCUCCUUUCCUCCCCCACCGCCUACUCCCUCGUCUCUUCCGCCCUCUCAUCCCCGCUCUCCGGCUCCGGCUCCGACUCCCUCUGCCAAUGGCUCUACGACACCUACCUCUCCUCUGAUCCCCAUCUCCGACUCGUCGUUCUCUCCUUCCUCCCUCUCCUCUCCGCCCUCUACCUCUCCCGCGUCCACUCCUCCGAAUCCCCGUCGCUCGCCGGCUUCGAGGCCGUACUCCUUGCCCUCUACGCCUCAGAGAUCAAAUCCCGCAACGGCAAGCCCCUCCUCAUCUCCAUACCCGACCUCUCCCAACCCUCCCUCUACCACACCCCCCGCCGCACCACCACCAACAACAGUAAUUCUGCAUCCCCUGUUCAAUCAAGACCCUCCGUUGGGGUUUUGUCGCAACCUCUCGAGCCGCAGAUUGCCGUUAAAUCGACCAAACGCGCCUGCAUCGUCGGGGUCGCGCUCGAUUGCUAUUACAAGCAGAUCUCGCAGAUGCCGAGCUGGUCCAAGCUCGAGUUUUGCCGAUCCGUAGCUGCGUGGGCCGGGCAGGACUGUUCCUGCAGAAGAGAGUUCGACAAGGACGAUGAAUUUGAGAAUUGUACUUCUUUUUCGGAUAAUGGGAAUGGAAAUGAGAUUGAGGGCAUAGUGGAAGAGAUGGGCAAAGUGGAGAUUGUGAGAAAUGGGGAGAAUUUGGAAUCCAAGGGGACCAGAAUUCCGCUACCUUGGGAGCUAUUGCAGCCGGCGUUGAAGAUUCUGGGGCAUUGCUUGUUGGCUCCGUUGAAUUCGCAAGAUGUUAAGGAUGCGGCAGCCAUGGCAGUGAGGAGCCUGUAUGCCAGAGCGACUCAUGAUUUGGUUCCACAGGCAAUCUUGGCGACGCGGAGUCUCAUUCAGCUUGAUAGAAGGACGCGCGCGGCUGCCAAGUUGGAGGCCAAAGCAGAAGCGAAGGCGAAUGCAUCUUCGAAUUCUAACACGCCUAGCAAGGCUAAGAAACCUGAAAUCCUGUUGGUUUCCAAGUGAUUAAGAAAUUUGCAAUUUACUUUCCAGGUAAUGGUUGGUGUAUACUUUAGUUGAACGAGCAACUUAACACCCAUGCUUUUUUUUUUUUGUAUUGUUAUGUUCUUGAGGGAAUUUGCGCAAAUGGUUUGUAACACCCAUGCUUGGAUGGCGUCUGUGAUCUUCGUUCAGUUGUUGUUUUUUCGUGUUAGAAUGCUGGUGUAUGUUGAAUGAGGUUAUCUUUGUAUGA